UAUAACUAACGUUUACCCAUUGCGCUGACGAAACCGUCUACAGUUGCUGAUAUCGUUUUGAACAUUUCAGUUCUUCAUAAAUUUCAAGAUAACUGUAGAGCUAUAAUCACUUCACAAUGUUGAACGCAGCUAAAUAUGUUGUACGUCGAACUUCAGAGCAGUCUCUUCUUUUUAAACAAGACCUUAUAUCUAAGGCAUUAUGUCUUAACACAUUUCAAACUCGCCAUUCAUCAUCUAAAGGCGUUCAAGGUCAUGUUAUUGGUAUUGACCUUGGUACAACUAAUUCAUGUGUAGCAGUCAUGGAGGGGAAAACACCUAGAGUAAUUGAAAACUCUGAAGGUUCCAGAACUACACCUUCAGUUGUGGCUUUCACUAAAGAAGGAGAAAGAUUAGCAGGUACUCCUGCUAAAAGACAAGCUGUAACAAACACCCAAAAUACAUUCUAUGCCACUAAAAGACUUAUUGGUCGUCGUUUUGAUGAUCCUGAAAUACAAAAGGACAUGAAAAAUUUGACUUACAAAAUUGUUAAAGCUACAAAUGGAGAUGCUUGGGUACAAGGUUCGGAUGGCAAGAUGUAUUCACCUAGUCAAAUUGGAGCUUUUAUUUUAAUUAAAAUGAAAGAGACUGCUGAUGCCUUCUUGGGUGCAAAUGUAAAAAAUGCAGUUAUUACUGUUCCUGCCUAUUUUAAUGAUUCACAGAGGCAAGCUACCAAGGAUGCUGGCCAAAUCGCUGGACUUAAUGUCUUGCGUGUUAUCAAUGAACCUACUGCUGCUGCAUUAGCAUAUGGCAUGGAAAAAGAUAGUGAUAAACUUAUUGCUGUUUAUGAUUUGGGUGGUGGUACUUUUGAUGUUUCUAUUUUGGAGAUUCAAAAAGGUGUAUUUGAAGUAAAGUCUACUAAUGGGGAUACAUUACUUGGUGGAGAAGAUUUUGAUAAUUUGUUGGUUAACUAUUUAACAAAUGAAUUUAAAAAAGAACAAGGAGUUGAUUUAAACAAAGAUAUUAUGGCUUUGCAGCGUGUGAAAGAAGCUGCUGAAAAAGCUAAAGUUGAAUUAUCCUCUUCUCUUCAAACUGACAUCAAUUUACCUUACAUUACUGUAGAUAGCUCUGGUCCCAAGCAUUUAAAUUUAAAACUGACCCGUGCUAAAUUUGAAGGAUUGGUUAGUGAUUUAAUAAAAAGAACAACAGCACCAUGCCAAAAAGCUGUAAAAGAUGCAGAAAUUAAACUUUCUGAUAUUUCUGAUGUAUUACUAGUUGGUGGUAUGACUCGUAUGCCUAAAGUACAGUCAUUGGUACAAGAAAUAUUUGGAAAACAACCCAGUAAAGCAGUUAAUCCAGAUGAAGCUGUUGCUGUUGGUGCUGCAGUCCAAGGUGGAGUACUUUCUGGAAGUGUAACGGAUGUGCUUUUGCUUGAUGUUACUCCAUUGUCACUUGGUAUCGAAACGAUGGGUGGAGUAUUCACUAGCCUUAUUUCACGUAAUACAACCAUUCCAACAAAGAAAAGUCAAGUUUUUUCCACAGCUGCUGACUCUCAAACUCAAGUGGAAAUUAAAGUUUUCCAAGGAGAGAGAGCAAUUGCUGCUGAUAAUAAACUUCUUGGUCAAUUUUCCUUAGUUGGAAUUCCACCUGCCCCAAGAGGUGUUCCACAAAUAGAGGUUACGUUUGAUAUUGAUGCUAAUGGUAUAGUUCACGUUUCAGCCCGUGACAAGGGAACUGGUCGUGAACAACAAAUAUCAAUUCAGUCAUCUGGAGGUUUAAGUAAGGAUGAAAUCGAAAACAUGGUGAAAAAUGCUGAACAAUAUGCCCAACAAGAUCAAGUUAAAAAAGAACGCGUUGAAGCAUUAAAUCAAGCUGACUCGAUUGUUAAUGAUACAGAGAGCAAGUUAACAGAAUACCAAGUCCAUAUACCUGAAGAAGAUGCCACCAACAUACGUGAAUUAAUCAAGGAAGUUAGAGAAAAAAUAGCACAAGCACAAGCUAAUGAACAAGAUCCUGAAGAAUUAAAGGCUAGUACACAAAAAUUGCAACAAGCUUCAUUGAAAAUGUUUGAAGUAGCAUAUAAAAAAAUGGCUGCUAAACGUGAACAGGAAAACAGUGGCAAUCAAACCCAAAGUGGAGAUAAUCAGACAAACGAACAAGAAACUAAAAAAGAACAGUAAUAUAAAAUUUCCUGUAGUAUCAAUUGCUAUUUGUUUUUUUUUUAAUCUAUAAUAUAAAAAUAAAAUUGUACA
Molecule: messenger RNA, 2228 nt
Organism: Sipha flava (yellow sugarcane aphid)
Lineage: Eukaryota; Metazoa; Arthropoda; Insecta; Hemiptera; Aphididae
Gene: Hsc70-5
Product: stress-70 protein, mitochondrial
Exons: 2
Coding region: 117-2156 (679 amino acids)
Biological process (GO): protein refolding; cellular response to unfolded protein
Cellular component (GO): cytoplasm; mitochondrion
Molecular function (GO): heat shock protein binding; ATP hydrolysis activity; ATP binding
Source: RefSeq, a predicted model, not a curated record